AUGGGGAAUACAACGUCGAAUGAAAAUUCAGACCCUUCAAAGGCGUUGACCAAGGUCCCUAAACAUCUUCAGCCCAUCAAGAAGAAACCUACGCCAAAGAAAUCAUCAUCUAAUUCUGCACCGACACAACCAGGCAUUAUACCGAGAGUGAAAAAUACCCAUCAUCAUAGCCAUAACAAUCAUCACCAUGCCAAUCAUCGUAAUAACGCAUUAGAUAUAGCAAGGAAUGACAGCUCAACUUCUGAUUUACAAUUCAGGUGGACUCAAGGUAGACGAUUUCCUAAUAUUGAGAAUAUAGAAUAUUUCUUACCAAACGAUCAAACGGAACAAGAUAGACACAGAGUACAAUUUUAUGUUAUACGUUGGGCAUUUGGGAGUCGACAUAUUGUGCCUCCAGAAGUAAAGCCUAGACUAUUUGAAGGUAUUAGAGUACUUGAUGUCAAUUGUGGACCUGGCUUAUGGGUCGGCCAUCCAAUUCUAGACAUGGCGCAAGAUUUUGUAAGAUCAACGUUUAACCUUGUCGAUAUUUGUGAUUUAUUACCACAGCAACCUGUAUUCAAUGUGUAUACAAGAAAGCAAGAACCAGAACAAAAGCAUCCUAAUUUUACCUUUAUUUUACAUAAUAUUUUACAGACUAAGAAACUUCCUUUUGAUUCGAAUCACUUUGACUAUGCCCAACAACACAUCACUGCCCUUACAUAUAAACAUCAGGAUUGGCAUAUCAUCUUACAGGAACUAUCGCGUGUAGUCAAGCCAGGUGGAUACAUUCAAUUAAUUGAAGUAGAUCUCAUGCCUCAACAUUUAGGUCCACAAGGUGAAUUAUGGCUGGAACAAAUUCAUCAAGUACUUAUAGAAAAACGUAACACAGAACCAAGAUUAGCUUGUCAAUUAGAAAAAUCAUUACUCGACCUCGGUUUAAUCGACGUCCAAUCGAAAUUUGUCUCAAUUCCGCUUGGGUCAUGGGGACUAGACCUUGGCAAUUUAUGGAAACAAAACUUUGAAUCCUUUUUUGAUUCUGCCAAACCAUUCUUGACUGAACUGAUGGGAAUUAGUGGACGUGAAUAUAAACGAAAGGUACAGGCAAUGAUGGAUGAAUUUAAUGAAUAUAAACCAUUCAGUAACGUCUAUCUUGCCUGGGGACGCGUACCAGAUGAACAGCAAUAA
Molecule: messenger RNA, 1164 nt
Organism: Rhizopus microsporus ATCC 52813
Lineage: Eukaryota; Fungi; Mucoromycota; Mucoromycetes; Mucorales; Rhizopodaceae
Exons: 6
Coding region: 1-1164 (387 amino acids)
Molecular function (GO): methyltransferase activity
Source: RefSeq, a predicted model, not a curated record